Messenger RNA from Saccoglossus kowalevskii, 601 nucleotides. RefSeq names its product axonemal dynein light chain domain-containing protein 1-like. The record is from RefSeq and is a predicted model, not a curated record. Lineage: Eukaryota; Metazoa; Hemichordata; Enteropneusta; Harrimaniidae.
GCAGCACCAGCCAAUAUGUGGAACUUCCCUGCUAGACGGAAAAAAUUCCAGCAUCUAACAGACCAACCAAAAUCACUGACUGGAGCCGGAAGGGAUAUUUCAUUUCUGUAUGACGUCAUACCAGAACCAAGCAAACAACCGUAGAUGACCCUUAUGAUAAGAGUUCUUCAAGAGCGUUAGAGAAAUACAGAGAAUCUGUACAAGGUAAAAAGCCUGGUAUGAGUUUACCGGAUACAUUGAUACCAGAAGAAUAUCACGUAGUGAAAUCCAAAGGUGUUCAAGGACUAGAAUUCAAUGAAGAUAAGUUUACUACACAGCUGUCAGAUAUGGAUAAGAAUCUACGUACUUUUCCAUCAAUGAAACCAGUGAGUCGGUAUGAAGUAGUCCAGUUAAUGGAAACUCUGGACACUAUGUUGGAGAAAUCUGGAAUUGAUGAUGAGGAAAUAGAAGUGAAAGGACCCACACAAAUGCAUAAUUUAUUGGAAUUAAUAAAAAAAGAGCAAAAUAUUUAUAAUUUGAUAUUCCAUGAACUCAUUAGACAGGUAAGUUAAAAUUGUGAUGUGAUGCAUUGUAACCAGUGUAUUCUAUUCUAGGCUGCAAA